UCACACAAAAAUAGAUAAACAAAAAUCAAGUCAAACAACAAUUGAUUCAAUUAUUUAAAGCAAUUACUUAAAUGAGGUCACAAUAAACAGGAUUUACUGUAUGUCUAACUGUGCGACACUUGAGUUAGACAUCCAGUUCUGGAGAUCACGUGAUGUCUGAUUUUCGAGACAACGAUGGAUAGCAUAGACACAACUGUCCAUCAAUGAUGUGCUAAUCAUAUAGUGGGGUAAAUGUGGGGUAAAUGUGGGGUAAAUGUGGGUUAACUCAGUGUGUAUUGACUAUUGUAUGACUUUUAGGGACCAAUUGAUGACUGAUAUUAUGGUCUCUAUUGAUGUGUUGUCUCGUCUGAAAUGGUCAGCCAUUCUCUGUCUGUUUGAGACAACAAUUGAUGUCUUUUUGAUUUUCAUGAGUUGUUUCUAACACAACAUGACAUCACUUACCACUCAAUUAUAUGUCUUGUGUCUCAACAACUGAUCCAUUGGUGACACUAUUAACACAAUGAUUGCAAUUAACGUAAAAGUGUUGAUCACUUGAGUUGUCUAAUGAACUAAUGAUUUGAAAAUUGAUUGUUUGAAUCACUCAUUGUUUAUACAAUUUAGACAAAAGCCAUGUUUUAUACACAAAUGAAAUCUAUUUUGUUUAACAAAUCAAUUGUUUUAUUAUUAUUACUCUCUAUUUGUUUGACCAAACAUUUAGCUAAUGGUUUGAAAUGUCACUGCGAUAUCUGUCCUCCGGAGUCAAACCACACGUGCGAUACGGACGGUCUGUGUUUCGCCUCGACAUCCAUUGAUGAUAAGGGAGUCAUAUCACACUCAUACAGAUGUCUGGACAAAGACAAGAUCUUUCCCCCCGAAAACCCCUUAUGGUGUAAAUCAGAAAUAUAUUUUCCUAAAUCAGUUCACCAUUGCUGUCAACACAGAGAUUUCUGUAAUAAAUAUCUUCGUCCGACUCUACCACCAGUCACUCAACCUCCCUCAGUCGAGUCUGACCGCGACAGGAGUGCAAUAGAAAAGGCACUUAUGAUUGCAACGCCUGUAUGUCUCUUAUGUUUAAUAAUAUUAAUUGGAUUUACUAUUUGGCAAAGAAGACAACUUAGGCAACCAUUUCCUAUUGAUGUUGAAGGAAGUGUCACCAGUAGAGAUCCGUUAUUACCGCCACAUUUAGCCGGACAAACACUUAAAGAUCUUUUAGAUAACACAACUUCAGGAUCGGGAUCAGGUCUACCACUUCUGGUUCAAAGGAGUAUUGCCCGUCAAAUACAAUUAAUUGAGAUCAUAGGAAAAGGACGUUUUGGUGAAGUAUGGAAAGGCAGGUGGAGGGGGGAAUCGGUAGCCGUUAAAAUAUUUUCAUCUCGUGAUGAGCGGUCCUGGUUUAGGGAAGUGGAGAUUUAUCAAACAGUUAUGUUAAGAAAUGAGAAUAUUCUUGGAUUUAUUGCUGCAGACAAUAAAGGUUUGAUAAAAUUGAUAAAAAAAAUUACAUAUGAUUUGUUAACACUACUAUUGACAUCAGAUAACGGCACGUGGACUCAGCUUUGGUUAAUUACUGAUUUUCAUGAAAACGGGUCUCUUUUUGACUACUUGAGCAAAAUGACUGUUGAUACUGCAGGUAUGUGUAAAAUGGCCGCAUCCAUAGCCAAUGGGUUGGCACACUUGCAUAUGGAGAUAUGUGGUACACAGGGAAAGCCUGCAAUAGCUCACAGAGAUUUAAAGUCAAAAAAUAUUCUGGUCAAGUCUAACGGCACCUGUGCUAUAGCUGAUCUUGGACUAGCUGUUCGUUAUGACUCAUCGACUAACUCUGUGGACAUUCCUCCCAAUCCCAGAGUUGGAACAAAACGAUAUUUAGCACCAGAAGUCUUAGACGAAACAAUUAAUUUAAUUCAUUUCGAUUCAUUCAAAAGAGCUGACAUUUAUUCAUUUGGUUUAUGCAUUUGGGAAAUUGCUCGACGAUGUAAUGUUGGAGGUAUUCACGAAGAAUAUCAAUUACCAUACUAUGAUAUGGUCCCAUCUGAUCCAACCAUUGAAGAAAUGCGUAAAGUUGUCUGUACUGACAGACAAAGACCUCAGAUACCGAAUAGAUGGCAAUCUUGUGAAGCAUUGCGAAUAAUGUCCAAAAUAAUGAAGGAAUGUUGGUAUCAUAAUGCGGCCGCAAGACUAACUGCGCUCAGAAUCAAGAAAACGAUUGCGAAUUUAGGAGCUCUGGAGGACUUAAAGUUAUAAAUAGACAUAAUUUAUAAAUAAUAGAUAAAUAUUUUCAUUUUAAAUGAAACAAUUUUUAAUUGAUUUUGUUUUUAAAUCUAUAAACACUCAUUCAUUCAUAACUUUUAAAGUUAUAUAUUGUCGAUAAACCAUCAUUUCAUAUAUACGU
Oppia nitens is the source of this 2365-nucleotide messenger RNA. RefSeq names its product TGF-beta receptor type-1-like (gene babo). Gene Ontology annotation, cellular component: plasma membrane; activin receptor complex. Gene Ontology annotation, biological process: nervous system development; cellular response to growth factor stimulus; protein phosphorylation. Gene Ontology annotation, molecular function: ATP binding; activin binding; activin receptor activity, type I. NCBI's taxonomy places the organism in Eukaryota, Metazoa, Arthropoda, Arachnida, Sarcoptiformes, Oppiidae. Bases 610 to 2217 code for a protein of 535 amino acids. The transcript has 7 exons. The record is from RefSeq and is a predicted model, not a curated record.